This is a messenger RNA of Megalobrama amblycephala (Wuchang bream), 2722 nucleotides long. RefSeq names its product solute carrier family 17 member 5 (gene slc17a5). Gene Ontology annotation, molecular function: transmembrane transporter activity. Gene Ontology annotation, biological process: transmembrane transport; monoatomic anion transport. The transcript has 11 exons. The coding region runs from base 71 to 1540 and encodes 489 amino acids. NCBI's taxonomy places the organism in Eukaryota, Metazoa, Chordata, Actinopteri, Cypriniformes, Xenocyprididae. The record is from RefSeq and is a predicted model, not a curated record.
GGUGAGACAGGAGUUCCGCAUUCGGAGUCUGUUGUUGUGCUUCUGGUCAGGCGGAUCUCAGCCGCUGAAGAUGAUGGAGCAUUCAGCAUCAGACUCAGAAACUGAAGAUCAUGAUCAGCCUUUACUUCGCCGGAAAGAUACCGGAGACAUUCAGAAAGCUCCUGCUUGCUUUUCCUCGCGUUACGGGUUGGCCUUUUUGUCCUGUUAUGGCUUCUUUGUGGCAUAUGCCCUCAGGGUGAACCUUAGUGUGGCAAUGGUGGACAUGCUGAAAAACAGAUCCAGUGCCAACACCAGUUCCUCCGUCUGUCCUCAUCACAGCAGCCCUGUACCCAAACACAAUCACACCGCCAGUGUGUAUGACUGGGAUUCGGAGACUCAGGGCUGGAUCCUGGGCUCUUUUUUCUAUGGAUAUAUACUUACUCAGAUACCAGGUGGCUACUUGGCACGCAAAUAUGGUGCCAAGUGGCUCUUUGGUUUAGGCAUCCUUUGCACUGUGAUCUUCACCCUGUUGACUCCAGUAGCCGCUGAUCUUGGAGCUGGUUACCUCAUCACUGUCAGGAUUUUGGAAGGUAUUGGGGAGGGAGUGUCAUUUCCUGCUAUGCAUGCAAUGUGGGCGUCAUGGGCACCACCUCUGGAGAGAAGUCGACUGCUCACUAUCUCUUACACAGGUGCUCAGCUGGGAACUGUAGUUGCUCUCCCUCUUUCUGGUCAGAUAUGUUUUUACCUAGACUGGACAUACGUCUUUUAUAUAUUUGGAGCUGUUGGAAUUCUUUGGUUUGUCCUUUGGUCUUGCUUAGUCAGUAACAGUCCCAGUUCACACAAAAGGAUAACAGAGGCUGAGAAGAUGUACAUAAUGGCAUCUUUAAAAAAUGAACUGUCGCCAACCACAGAUUACAUCCCAUGGACAUCAAUCCUCAAGUCUUUGCCAUUAUGGGCCAUAGUUGUGGCACACUUUUCCUACAACUGGACAUUUUACACCCUGCUGACUCUCUUACCCACCUACAUGAAUGAUAUUCUUGGAUUCAGCAUCCAGCAGAAUGGAAUGCUCUCAGCUCUGCCCUACCUUGGUUGUUGGUUGCUGGCUUUGCUGGGUGGACAACUGGCAGACUUCCUGAGAGAGAGAUGUCUCAUUCGCACUGUAAUUGUGCGCAAGGCUUUCACUAUAGUUGGAAUGGUGGGACCAGCCGUCUUCCUGGUGGCUGCUGGCUACACUGGCUGUGACUACUUCUUGGCCAUUGCCUUCCUCACCGUCUCUUCCUCUCUAGGGGGCAUUUCAGCAUCUGGAUUUAACAUCAACCAUUUGGAUAUUGCUCCCUCCUAUGCUGGGAUAUUGCUUGGGAUCACAAACUCAUUUGCCACUAUACCUGGAAUGGUGGGCCCAGUAAUAGCGAGAUCUCUGACCAAAUCUAACACCAUUCCAGAGUGGCAAACUGUCUUCUACAUCUCUGCAGCGAUCAAUAUAUUUGGAGCAGUUUUCUUCACAAUAUUUGGCAAGGGCACAGUCCAGCCUUGGGCUGUCCAGAGAAUAAACAUCCAAUGAAACAUAUCUACCAUUAGCCAUUUCCAAAAGGAGAAAGGGACAUAUCUGUUGUAAAUUCCAUAGAAAUCCUAUAGAUAAUUGCAUAUGAUUUGCAAACUAAUGAAUAUUGCACAAUCCAAUGUUGUUAUUUUUUCAAACAUACCAAUUGGUAAAUCUGUAUUCGUUAACACAUCAGUAGUUUUUAAGAUAAUUUAAGAUAAUUUUCUCUACCCCCCCCAAUGAAAGUAUGAUAAAUGAAAUGGGUGAAGGGAAUAUUACACAUACGUAUCAAUAUGGUACAUUCAGUCAUGAUAAGGAGAAAAGGUUUAAUCACACUACCAUUGUCUAAUUCGUAAACAAAACACUCAUGAGCUGAGCCUGUUUAGUGAAUCAAAUGCCUGUAUGAAUCAGUCAGAGAGGUUCAUUAAAUAAUCUCACUCACAACAUGUCCAACUCAUGAAUUGGUUUGAACUACUCAAAGGGAAAGUUCACCCAAAAAAUAAAUUCUCUCAUUUACUUCAUCCUUAAGUUGAUGGACCCCAUUGACUUACAUAUAUAUAUAUUAAAAAAAUACUAUGGAAGUCAAAGGGGUCCAUCAACUGUUUGGUUUCUGACAUUCUUCAAAAUAUCUUCUUUUGUGUUCAGCAGAAGAAAGAAUUUCCUACAGGUUUGGAACAACUUGAGGGUGAGCAAAUGACAGAAUUUUCAUUUUUGGGUGAACUAUUCCUUUAAGGCUUGUGAGACCCAAUGUAGUUCACUUGUAAGACCUACAUUGAUUUACUUCUGUUCUGCUGAAAACUUAAAUAUCUGUUUGGCAACAGAGCGCUGAAUGCAGCAAAUGCAAUAAGAAUGGCAUUUUCCCCUCAAAUACAUUAAAAUAAUCGUUAAGGAAUGGGAAUCUUUUACGUUGAUCAUCCCUAUGAAAUAUGCCUUAUUGUAGGCCUAUGAUUAGCACAACAUGCCUUAACCAUGCUCAAGGAAUAGGCCAACAAGGGAGAUUUUAUUUUAAUUAAUGUCUGGUUUUAACAUUUUAGUCUUUUUGUACAGUAUACCUGAAUUAUGUUUACAUUUUUAUUUCUUUGUUUUGUGCAAUCGUUAAAACAAAAUGACGUUUGUUGAUCUUUCAACUGUCAAGACACUGCAAUACAUGCUUCAUCACCUGUCAAAUAAGUGUAAAUUUAAUAAAAUUAUUGCAUUCGUUUA